Molecule: messenger RNA, 3442 nt
Organism: Mytilinidion resinicola
Lineage: Eukaryota; Fungi; Ascomycota; Dothideomycetes; Mytilinidiales; Mytilinidiaceae
Product: WD40 repeat-like protein
Exons: 2
Coding region: 115-2949 (944 amino acids)
Biological process (GO): maturation of SSU-rRNA from tricistronic rRNA transcript (SSU-rRNA, 5.8S rRNA, LSU-rRNA)
Cellular component (GO): small-subunit processome; 90S preribosome; t-UTP complex
Molecular function (GO): RNA binding; protein binding
Source: RefSeq, a predicted model, not a curated record
CGACAUUUUACAAUCAUGAUACAGCCUCGAAUCUAGCGGUCGGCAGGAUUUGCUGACUCGCUCGCUCUAAACUACCGCGCUCGCGAGCUAUCCUCACUUGCGACUCCACGAAAGAUGGAGAUUCACCGCUCCCGAUUCGUCCCAUAUCCGUCCUCCGCAAUCAAUGCGCUCGCCUUCUCCCACGCCACAAAGGAAAAGACUACCGGCGAGGACCCGUCUUCCCUGCGGUUAGCGAUUGGACGAGCAAACGGAAAUAUCGAGAUAUGGAAUCCUGGAAAAGGCAUAUGGGUUCAAGAGAAAACAUUCAGCGGCGGGAAAGAGAGAAGCGUGGAAGGCCUGGCGUGGAUCCAAGAGCCUGGAGAAGAGGGGAAGGGUGGCAAAACGCUGCCGGGCAGGUUACGUCUAUUCAGCAUCGGAUAUUCAAGCAGUAUCACCGAAUGGAAUCUGGUCACUGGUCUUCCCGCGCGAAGUUCUGGAGGGAACCACAGUGAAGUGUGGUGUUUUGCUGCACAACCCCAGUGGGUCGGGCCCAAAAAGAAGUCUAGCGCUGCAAGAGAAGGGGAAUUCAGGGGCCAAAAUCUGGUUGCAGGCUGCGCCGACGGAACCCUGGCUAUGAUAUCGACCGCAGAAGAAGAUCUCAGGUUUCAAAAGCUCAUAGCCCGGCCUACGAAGAAGAAGGCAAGAGUACUCAGUGUUGCUUUCCAGGACAGAAACAGGGUUGUGGCAGGCUAUGCGGACAGCACAAUACGGGUCUUCGACAGUCGAACAGGAGAAUCUCUUCGCAGCAUAUCGCUAGGCUCAGGCCCGAAGGGCGGUCCAACGGAGAUUCUCGUGUGGAAGAUAAGAUGCCUCCCAAAUGGUGACAUCGUGUCGGGAGAUUCGUUGGGAGAGCUGCGUUUCUUCGGCGGAGAAAGCUAUUCUCAAAUCCAGCGUCUUGCAGGGCACGAAGCAGACAUUCUCGAUCUUGCUGUCAGUAACGACGGACAGUACAUUUUCACUGGUGGAAUGGACCGUCGGACAGCGUUAUUCAAAUGCAUCCGGAGCAAUGGAAAGAAAGAAGUUGGCCAUGGCUCAUGGGUCAAGGUCAGCCACAGUAAAUUUCACGAUCACGAUGUCAAAGCUCUGGCGACCUACAACGGAAAGGACCUGAGCGUCACCGUCUCAGGAGGCAUUGACACACAACCGAUCGUUGUCCCCAUCCGAGAAUUUGGAAAGGAGUACAGUCGAUCUCUUCCUUUCCUACCCCAGACUCCGCCGUUGGCUAGUGCCCCAGGUGCACGUCUUCUCGUGAGCUGGUGGAACUGCGAGAUCCGGAUCUGGAGAAUCCCUAGGAACACAGGAGCCGAGCAACGGCCAAAGCUUGUUGCAAAGAUGGCACUUCUCGGUGAAGAGCAUAUCACCUCUGCCGCUAUUUCCCAGAAUGGACUUGUUUUAGCAGUUGCCACAGUAGCUAAAGUCAAGUUCUUCCAACUUGCGUCACACGACACGUCAAAAGGGGAAAAAUUCAGUAUCUCCAAAUUGCAUUCAACUUCUCUCCCUGGAGCAACAUUGGUUCAGUUUUCAGGCAAUGGGAAAUGGCUAGCGAUAAUCACGCCCACAGCAAAUGUUCUGCUAGCACGCUUAGUUCCUGCAGACGACAGCAACCAGCAGUGGACGGUUCUCCCUCGCCUAGUCACCCUUGAACGCUCCACGAGAACGGCCGAUCCCAGUUCACUGAACGGCUUCUGGGGUAACUACUAUCGUACCAUCACGCACGCCGACUUCUCUGACGACAGCACUGUCCUGGCUGUCGGAGAUCUAGGUGGUCACAUCGACGUGUGGGUUGUGGAAGGCAACGAGGACCCUACUGCAGCUGCCGUAGAUGUUGCCAUCGAGUCGUCGUCAUCAACAGAUGACGAGGAGUCAGGAAGCGAAGACGAUCAAAAGAAGCAAUCAAUAGUUAUCAUGGGACAGCACUGGCGGCAACACCCCAAUGCAGCCGCCAUCCCGAAGCUCGACUCCGCGCCUCUAGUCCUAUCGUUCCGACCCGCUUCCUCAAGCUCGCAGCCUCAACCAAACGGCAAUCCAGGCGUCCACGCAACUAGACAUAACCCACAUCCGCGCUCGCAUGAGCUACCGGGGGGAGAGCAGCGCUUCAUGAUUGUAUCCGCCAAGCACAGCGUGUACGAGUUCGAUCUGCUCAAUGGCGGAUACAGCGGGAUCUCGGCCUGGUCGAGACGCAACCCGACGUCCCAGUUCCCCACGUCGUUCAUCGGCAACAAAGACAGGACAAAGGGCUGCGUGUGGGACAUUCAUGAGGGGAACGAGCGUGUAUGGUUGUAUGGUGUCAACUGGCUGUUCAUGCUUGACCUCUCCAAGGACCUCCCGGAUCCGGAGACGCUAUUGGUACGGAAUGGCGCGAAUCAAUUAUCAGGCCAGGAGCUGUCCAAGAAACGGAAAAGGAAGUCUGGCGAGGAGGGGCCGAGGAAGAAGAGUAGCGGUGCGGGUGAUGCUAUCCCUGCUUCGAAUGUGCUUAGCUCCGUUGGCAAGUUCACCGGUGGCGAGUCUGACGAGUCCCAAUGGAUCAGCUUGGACGCCAGGCUCACCCCAGACCCCGACGAAGAUGGGGAAGAUACUCGACUGAUACUACCCAAAGUACGGCGAGGUGUCAAGACAGAAUUGGACGGUAACGAGGAGAACGUCGUAAUAGAAAACGGUACCGAGAAUUAUGUUAGUGGAGACGCCUCCGAGGAUAAGGCACUAUCGAAGCGAAAGAACAAGAAGCAAGAGGCGGUGAAGGAGCGCGGGCUUCGUGAGUCGUGGUGGCACACGUUCAAGUAUCGCCCCAUUCUGGGCAUCGUACCGAUUGGAGAGCAGAGCGGGCCGCUGGAGGUGGUCCUCGUCGAACGCCCGUCUUGGGAUCUGGACCUUCCGCCAAGACUCGUGGGGAAUCAUGAACGUGCGCUUUAGGGGCUUUUUGAUAUGUACUAGGGUUAGCGGGAAUGCAGAGACGCGCGGUACGCAGUUGACUGUAGGAUGACGAAUUAAAAGCAAGGUGUGGAGAUCAAUCUAUCUUUUGUCUGUCGAUUGUUCGGCGAGAACAAACAUUCGUAUUCGGUUCUUUUAGUGCUUCGUUCUGAGUGUGUAAGAAAAAGCUCUUAGCACUGCUACAGAGUAUUUCAGGUUGAUAUCAGGCAUAUGAGAAGGGGAGUUUGUGGAUCUAGAAAUACGAUCGAUAAGGGGGCCGAGACGAGGUGACCUCUUCCCCCAUGAUAAGUCUCUAUGUUUUUCCGGCGCGGGAUUCCGCCUAGAUGAAGCACACUACGAGCCAAUGGUCGUCCCAGGGAUCUUUAUGGAGUAAAUAGUGACUUGAGUUGAAAACAUCAGAUUCACGCUUGAGCAAAUCAGACAUAUUAGGAUUUGGUAAUAGGCGAAUUCAAGGCAGCAAAAAAACGUGGCAUUC